AUGUGUGAGGGAGUGAGGGAGGGAGGGAGGGAGGUAAAUUAUUGGAGAAAGAGAUAUCGUGAAGAUAUAAUCGUGUGUAAGGAUAUGGAAGAGAUGGGAAAGAUGGUGUGCUCCUCCAUCCCAUCAUAUUUACAAGAUGUUCCAGCCCUAGAACCCCCUCCUGGUAUUACUUCCAAUUUGGCACAUCCGGAGGAUAAAGGUUAUGUUCUUAUUAUCGUUUGUUCUAUACUUUUAUUUCUUAUGAUAUUAUGUUUUUCAGCGCGGGUGUAUGUGCGGUUUACGAGUAGGACUUAUGUUUGGGGCGAUGUUACUUGUUUGUUUGCUAUUAUUUUCGCGAUAGCUUAUUAUAUUGCGUCGAUUAUAGGUGUUGUGAAAGGUCCUGUAGGCAAGCAUCAAUGGGAUGUCACUAUUGGGGAUGUAACAAGCGAUGAUUUCAUCAUAGCCGUUGCAUUCCUCAGCAAUGUUUUAUUUUCUCCCACUCUCCUUCUCACCAAACUCACAUUAUUCGCCCUUUAUCUGGAAUUAUUUCAUCCCUUCAAAUGGUUAAAAAUAUGUGUAUACAUCGGCAUCAUCACAACAAGCAUCUUUUAUCUCGCAACCGGAACUCUAAUGACAGUAUGGAGUUCUCCUAGUCAUGGACAAACGUGGCAAACUCAUCUUUUUACAAUGGAACAACAAUAUGCUCAAAUUUACGCGUCGCCUUUUGCGGCCGUGGGUUUGGCUAUCGAUUUAUAUCUUCUUGUUCUUCCGUUGAAGGCGGUAUAUGAUCUUUACUUGCCGCUUAAACGCAAGUUUGAAGUAGGAGUUGUCUUCUUAACUGGGAUUUUUGCAUGUAUCGCAUCUACCCUCAGCGUCUACUAUCGCUUCAUCAAUAAGCAAAGCAACACCAAAGAUACAACAUGGAGUCUACAAAACGUAAUUAUCUCCUCGUAA
Sclerotinia sclerotiorum 1980 UF-70 is the source of this 933-nucleotide messenger RNA. RefSeq lists its product with no specific name. The transcript has 8 exons. Bases 1 to 933 code for a protein of 310 amino acids. Lineage: Eukaryota; Fungi; Ascomycota; Leotiomycetes; Helotiales; Sclerotiniaceae. The record is from RefSeq and is a predicted model, not a curated record.